This is a messenger RNA of Erythranthe guttata (spotted monkey flower), 809 nucleotides long. Lineage: Eukaryota; Viridiplantae; Streptophyta; Magnoliopsida; Lamiales; Phrymaceae. The record is from RefSeq and is a predicted model, not a curated record.
UCUAUAAAUUAAUACAGUUGGGACUAGCAAAAUUAAAUUAAUUUAGCGAAAUAUUAAAUUAUCGAACUAAUGAUUUAGUUGGUUUUUACCGAGUUGGGACCAGAAGAAACUAUUAGUUAAGCGAGGUUAUUAAUUUAUCGAGGUUCUACUGUAUGCAUGAAUAAGGUUAAAAUUACAUUUCAAGUCGGAAAGUAAAAAUUAAACGAUAUUUAACAUUUCAAUCGUAAACUUGUUCGAAAUCUUUUUUAAGGUAAUCAAAGCAGACAAUCGUUCGACUGGAGCAGACGACUCUCGGCAGCAGCUAGAAUAGCCGACGCAUUAGCCUUCAUGCACGAAGAGCUCCAAUACGAAAGAAUCGCACACGGCAACCUUAAAUCCUCGAACAUCCUACUAAACGAGAACAUGGAGCCGCGCAUUAGCGAAUACGGGCUAAUGAGCACCGUCGAGAAUAUUCAAGAACAUUCCCUCUUCAAGGAAGAUACUUACGCUUUCGGUGUGAUUCUUCUAGAACUUCUCACCGGACGAACGGUUCUAAACGAGGGCUUGGAUCUCGCGAGUUGGGUUCUUGCUGUCGUCAGUGAAGAGUGGACCGUCGAAGUCUUCGAUAAGAGCUUGAUACGCGAAGGUGCUAGCGAGGAGAGAAUGGUAAAUGUGUUGCAAGUUGCGAUUAAAUGCGUUAAUAAGUCUUUUGAGUCGAGGCCGAACAUGAGACAGGUGGCGCUAUCGAUUAGGGCGAUAAUCGAGGACGACGAGAAAUCCAUGGAUGCUUCUGAGCUGUCUGUGACUAGGUCAUUCAUUGAUCUUUAGCA